This is a messenger RNA of Cornus florida, 2332 nucleotides long. RefSeq names its product protein GRAVITROPIC IN THE LIGHT 1-like. The record is from RefSeq and is a predicted model, not a curated record. Gene Ontology annotation, biological process: negative gravitropism; response to red or far red light. NCBI's taxonomy places the organism in Eukaryota, Viridiplantae, Streptophyta, Magnoliopsida, Cornales, Cornaceae. The coding region runs from base 648 to 1997 and encodes 449 amino acids. The transcript has a single exon.
CAUUUGAGGUUCCUUAGAAGUUCCUCUGGAAUGGCUCUUCGCUAGCAAAGUGGGAGAAACUAACACUACGGUGAAAGUGGUGGUAUUAUUUUCAUUAUAGUGUAGGAGUUACUAAAGGAUUAGUUUCGGAGCACCCAAUCCACUUUAUUCCAUUACAAUGCAACAAUUUGGUGCUUCCAAGACCUAAUACAAAUAUAAACUAAGAAAGCAGUAAAAUGGUGUGCCUAAUUUGGCAUGAGAAUUUUGCCAACGCGAAAGUGAUAAGCGUUUAGAAAAUUGAAUUGAACUUUAAAUGCAUCUUUUGAGGGUGUGUUCUUCCCGUUCAUCUUUUUCUUUUUUCCCUUCGUUUAAAAUCCACAUCUACUUUUGCACCCACAAUAGGAAAGCAUAUUGGAAAUUCUCAAAAGGCAAAACUAUAAGAAAUUCCAUAUACCCGUUGAUGGCCUCGGUCCAAGUGUUAAAGCAAAUUGCUUUUCUCUUUUGUUGAAGCACGCUCAACAUUGUCAUAGGCUCAUAGCCAUCAUCAAAUUGACAUUCCUGUUUAUGCAUCUUUGUUUUGUAUUACUUUAAACACCUCAAAAAAAAAAAAUCAAUACCUCAACCUCUCUCCCAAGUCCUACCAUUGUCAUCAUUUUGUGAUACUUCAUAUGGAUUCGGCCAACCAAAGAGCGGUUACUCCUGGUAAGAGCAGAUUGGUGCGCACUUUUGCCAAGGUUCUGCACAUUCAAGCUGGAACUGGGGUUGCUCCAAUUGAUGGAAUUCAGAAAGCCAAGUUCCAUGAAAAUGUCAAGCAUGAGGACUUGAUUAAUGGCAGGCCUCAUUGUUUUGACGAUGACAACCUUCGGAAAAGAGCAGCUGUGGAAGGCUUUCUUGCCAGCAUGUUUGCCAGCAUUUCAGCCGUCAAAGCAGCGUAUGCUCAGUUGCAGUUUUCUCAGAUACCUUAUGAUGCUAGUGGGAUUCAAUCAGCUGAUCAGAGGGUGGUCUCAGAAUUGAAGAAUUUAUCCGAAAUGAAACAGUGUUACAUGAAGAAACAGUUUAAUGAAUCUUCUCCCGAAACUACACAGUUUUUGGCUGAAGUUCAGGAGCAGAGGAGUCUUCUAAUAACAUGUCAAAUUAUGGGGAAGAAGCUGGAUUAUGAGCUUCAGCUAAAGAACUCAGAGAUUACCUUUCUUGAAGAGAAGUUGGUUGAAGCCAAUGGAGAGAACAAGUUGUUAGACAAAAGAUUGAAUUUAAGUCGGCAUUUAUCAGUUCUUGACAAUCUUCAUCUGUCAGGCUUGAGGCCCUCCCAUUUUGUUACAGUUCUUGGGCACACAAUUAAGUCUAUUAGGACCUUUGUGAGGUUGAUGAUCAUUGAUAUGGAAUCAUCUGGAUGGGAUCUUGAUGCCGCGGUUAGUUCAAUCCAACCCGGUAUUGGUUACUUGAACACAAACCACAGAUGUUAUGCAUUUGAGUCCUUUGUUUGCCGCGAAAUGUUUGAUGGUUUCAAUUGUCCAAACUUCUAUCUUCCAAAUGAGUCUUUUCCUGAGCAGAAGAAACAUCAAAGGCUCUUCUUUGACAGAUUCAAGGAAUUGAAAUCCAUGAAACCAAAAGAAUAUAUAGCUCUGAAUCCCAUAUCAGCAUUUGCAAAAUUUUGCUAUAUCAAGUACUUGCGACUUGUUCAUCCCAAGAUGGAAUUAUUUCUUUCUGGGAAUUUGAAUCAGCGAAAUUUAGUGAGUUCUGGUGAAUACCCAGAAACUAAAUUCUUCACCAAAUUUGCUCAAAUGGCAAAGAGUGUUUGGCUCUUACACCGUUUGGCCUUCUCAUUUGAGCCUGAGGUCUCAACAUUUCAAGUGAGGAGGGGGGGUCUGUUUUCAGAAGUGUACAUGAAAAGUGUGAACAACGAAGCAUUAUUGUCAUCUGACAGCACAUCAGAAUCUGACCCACGAGUGGCCUUCACGGUGGUUCCGGGAUUCAGGAUUGGUAUAACUGUUAUACAGUGUCAGGUGUAUCUCUCCUGAUCUUAAACUCUGGUAAGCCAAUUAUCUGCCAUUGGACAGGGUUGAAUCAUUCUGUAUAUGAGGACCCAAAACAUCAAAGAUAAACUGGAGGUCAUAAUAAAUGGUAAUUCUUUUGAAUUAUAGGAACAUGAGAGACGUGGCUUCCAGUUGCUAAGCUUCUUGGGAGGAUACAACUUCAUCACCUGGGCUUCUUGUCUCCUGCUUUGCGGCUAUAAUUGUUGAACUGUAUCAUAUAAAAAAUCUCCCUAUGAUAAGGGUUUAAACAGUUCUAUCACGUGCACCAUUUGUAUCAUUGAAAUUGUUUAUCCAUACAUUUCAAUGCAAUCACUUCAUUA